GCGAGCGGGAGGAGGAAGAGGACGAGAGGACGAGGCCUGCGGAAGAAGAAGGGGAGCGAGGGAGAAGGAGGAAUCCUUGAGAGGCCGAUCUGCGACUCACUGAGAGCGUGGGGGCGUCGCGUCGGGCACGAGGUCGGGGGCGAAGGGGAAAAGGGACUAGACAGCCCCAGGGACAGGCAGCAGCUGCAGCGCAGAGCACGAGCACGAGCCAGCGAGUGGAGGAGCGGGCGGAGCGACCAUCUUCGGGCACGCGAGGGUCGUCGUCGUUGUGGUCGUUCGGUGGGUUGUCAACAAUGGCGAGCAGGGGGGCGGGCUCGCUGGGCAGGGCUGCGUCGCGCUUCGUGGGAUUGCUGAACUCGAGGGCCGCCGCUUGCCAGCCAAACCCAGCAGUUCAGGCUUUGGCGGCGAAGGAAGGAAACACGGAAAGGGAGAGCACGGCAAGCAAAGUUGGAAGAGCUGCAGCUCUAGUUGGGGCAGGAGUCACCGGUCUUUUGGGAUUCACCGGUGUAGUUUACGCUGAUGAGGCAGAGCACGGACUCGCUUCACCAGAUUACCCAUGGCCCCACAACGGCAUCAUGAGCUCCUACGACCAUGCCUCAAUUCGCCGUGGUCAUCAGGUAUAUCAGCAGGUUUGUGCAGCAUGCCACAGUAUGUCCUUGGUCGCAUACCGUGAUUUGAUUGGUGUAGCAUACACGGAGGAUGAGGUUAAGUGCUUGGCUGCCGAAAUCGAAGUAGAGGAUGGACCCAACGAUGAGGGUGAGAUGUUCCAACGCCCUGGGAAGCCCAGUGACCACUUCCAAAAGCCCUAUGCCAACGAGAACGCAGCACGAUUUGCGAAUGGUGGUGCAUACCCCCCAGACUUGAGUUUGAUCACGAAGGCCCGUCACAACGGUCAAAACUACGUUUUUGCCUUACUGACUGGAUACCGUGAGCCUCCAGCGGGAGUCUCUGUGAGGGAAGGUUUGCACUACAACCCUUACUUCCCAGGAGGCGCCAUUGCGAUGCCCAAGAUGCUUACAGACGGAGGAGUGGAGUACGAAGAUGGUACUGCCGCAACGGAGUCUCAGAUGGCGAAGGAUGUCGUGACCUUUUUGUCUUGGGCAGCAGAACCGGAAAUGGACGAGCGCAAGCUGAUGGGCUUCAAGUGGAUUUUUGCCCUUUCUCUUGCUCUUCUGCAAGCAGUUUACUACAAGAGGUGGAAGUGGGCCCCUAUCAAGUCGAGAAGGGUUGUCUCGGAUAUCGUGAACUGAAGAAAGCAUCGUUCCUGUUGCGUGAUUUUGCUCGAAACCAUCUAUCUCAUGAUUUGGUGCAUGUGGUACAGUUGUCUCUAGUUACAACACAUGCUCUCUUAGCAAUGAGUUGAGUGCUGAUUAUCUCUUUACUCGGAUUGUCGAAGAGAGGCUUGGGAUUCUUGAUACGAAGUUUGAGUCACCCACCGUCGGCACUUCGUCAAAACUCUCUAUCUAUUUACCAUAGAAUGGAGUGCCUACCCUGGGCAAUUCCGGAGGUCUGUAGAAAUUCUGCAGUGAAUUAUCUCGAAUGAUGUUGAUUAUCACAGUGGAAGCUAAAUAUAUUCCUUUUCUUUAGGUCUCAAGCUGUGAUUGAAUCAUCUGAAGCCAAGAGAACUGCGCAGAUUGUGCAGUUCUGUAAGAGCAAUAUCUAGUAUUUUUGACAAUCAUCUGUUGAGACUCUGUUCGAGUCCCCCAAGCCCCUCAGAGAUGGUGGGAGUGAAGGCUGAAAGGCUUUGACAUUUAGGUACAAAUUAUUAAUAAGACUGUCGACCGACCACCGGAUCUGGACAUCAAACACGGAACUGUUUCUGAAUUACAAAAUGAGCCCCGAAGUUUUGUCGAUGGUUGUAUAUGUGUGGCCCUGUUGGUCGCCCAGAGUGUCCACCGUGAAAAUGUCGAAGCUACAUAUCCAUUGUUUGUUUAAUAGUCAUGAGCUGUCGCGAGACUGAUGUUGAUGUUGUCCUAAACAUCCUAAAAACGUUUGA
Molecule: messenger RNA, 1996 nt
Organism: Marchantia polymorpha subsp. ruderalis
Lineage: Eukaryota; Viridiplantae; Streptophyta; Marchantiopsida; Marchantiales; Marchantiaceae
Source: the annotation of a GenBank genome assembly